CGAUAAGACACCCAGGCACCCAGGCACCCAGGCCAGCAUUCCACCUGUGCAUGAUGUACAGCUGCAUUCCAAUAGGACUCACAAACUGGGUUCUUCCAGCUACUGCAGUGGUAAAUCAAUCGACAGGAUGAGAGAUCCGCCUAUGAGAGUUUGUGCCUGCCAUGCUGACCCAGCCAAACCAUGAUCCUCCACAAUCUCAACUGGCAGUCACCAAGCCGCACGAGGAUGAUAAGCCAACGGGCGACAAGUGGCCAGCCGAAGACGGGGGAAGAAGGGGUGGCUGGCGGUGACGUCUUUCCGUUCCCGUUCCCACUCACUCUCACUGCCUCUUGUUCCUAUCCAUAUCUCACAGUACCCCUUCUCUAUUUCCAACUUCAUCUUCCGACUUCCCUCUGACCGGCAAUCCAUCGCCUACACCCACACCCAUACUCACCAGCCCAACAUGGCCUCGUCACCCCCCGAGACCGAGGUCCCCACCCUCGACAACAUCGCCCAGAUCCUCCAACAUGAUACCCGCGUCAAGCUGGCCGGCGUGGACGUCGACGGCAUGCUGCGCGGCAAGCUGGUCUCCAAGAAGAAGUUCCUCUCAAUUGUCGCCGACGGGUUCGGGUUCUGCUCCGUGAUCUUCGGGUGGGACAUGCACGACCGCACCUACUUCAAGGAGCUGGCGAUCAGCAACAAGGAGAACGGGUACCGCGACCUGGUGGCCGUGCCGGACCUGUGCAGUUUCCGUCGCAUCCCCUGGGAGAACAACAUCCCCUUCUUCCUGGUCAGCUUCUUCGAUCCCGACACCAAGCAGCCGGUGUGCGCGUGUCCGCGGGGCCUGUUGCGCACGGCGCUGGAGUCGGUGGAGGCGGCGGGGUAUCGCGCGAUGGCUGGAGCGGAGUAUGAGUUCUAUCAUUUCCGCGCGCCCAGCAGUCAUCCCGACCCCAAGCAGAACGCCUCCGCGACCGCCACCUUCCUCAAAGAGAACCCCGUCGAAGCGUUGCCGUCGUUGACGGAGGGGAUGUUCGGGUACAGUCUGACACGGCCGACGCAUAACCAGGAGUAUUACUAUGGGGUGUUCGACGCGUGCGAGCAGUUCAACUGCGAGAUCGAGGGGUGGCAUACCGAGAGUGGGCCGGGGGUGUAUGAAGCGGCACUCCAAUUCGGCGAAGCCAAGGAAAUGGCCGAUAAAGCGGGACUCUUCAAAUACGUCGUCAAAUCCCUGGGCACGAAACACGGCAUCACGCCCACGUUCAUGGCCAAGCCACGCGAAGGCCUGCCCGGCAACAGCGGCCACAUACACAUCUCCCUGGUGUCGCAAGAGGACGGAUCCAACGCCUUCUACCGCGCGACGCCGGACCCCUCACCACCGUACCCGGACGUCGCCCACCUGUCGGACCUGGGCCGGCACUUCCUGGCGGGGAUCCUGGACGGGCUGCCGGACAUCAUGCCGGUGUUCGCGCCGACGGUGAACUCGUAUAAGCGGCUGGUGGAGAACUUCUGGGCGCCGGUGACGGUGUCGUGGGGGCUGGAGCACCGGGCGGCGUCGAUCCGGGUGAUCGCGCCGCCGACGGCGAGCCCCAAGGCGACGCGGCUGGAGGUACGCGUGCCCGGGGCCGACGCCAACCCGCACUUCGUGCUGGCGGCCGUGGUCGCGCUGGGGUGGCGCGGCGUCGCGCGGAAGCUGGCCCUCCCCGUGCCGCCGCUGUCGAAGGGGGAUGAGAUGGGCGGCGCCAGUGACCGGGGCGUGCGGCUGGCCAAGUCGCUGCGCGAGGCGGUGGGCGCGUUUAUGCGCGAGGGCAGCGUGGCGCGCGAGGUGUUCGGCGAUGCGUUUGUGGAGCACUUUGGCGGGACACGCGAGCACGAGUGUCGGUUGUGGGAGGAGGCGGUGACUGAUUGGGAGGUGAGGCGGUACAUCGAGACGGUUUGAGUUGGUUGCAGGAAUAGAGCGGGACAGUGGAGGAUAGACACACAGAUUAACGAGACACGACUGCAGAUAUCAUUUACGCCUUUCUUAAUACAUCCAUGAUCAAAUAUGAUGC
Molecule: messenger RNA, 2027 nt
Organism: Aspergillus brunneoviolaceus CBS 621.78
Lineage: Eukaryota; Fungi; Ascomycota; Eurotiomycetes; Eurotiales; Aspergillaceae
Product: glutamine synthetase family protein
Exons: 5
Coding region: 443-1915 (490 amino acids)
Molecular function (GO): glutamine synthetase activity
Source: RefSeq, a predicted model, not a curated record